Molecule: messenger RNA, 2120 nt
Organism: Solenopsis invicta (red fire ant)
Lineage: Eukaryota; Metazoa; Arthropoda; Insecta; Hymenoptera; Formicidae
Exons: 2
Coding region: 497-799 (100 amino acids)
Source: RefSeq, a predicted model, not a curated record
UAUAUACUAUGAAUCCAACACUCGUUCAUACAUUCAUAACUUGGAACAUCUUCAUAAAAUCACAAGUUUUAGUUUUCAACAAGUAGCAUCGCGUUACCCAACGAAAAGAGAAGUCGACGAACGAACACUUUACGUACAUCUAAUAUCACUGUGUAAUAGCGGGUGGCAAACUGCCGCAAAGAAACCAACUGAAAUUUAACUUUAUCAUCGUCGGCGAGCCCGCUCGCGGUGUAUCCGCCAUACUCCGACAUACGUCAAACCAUGGCCGUGCAGGCUAGACGGAAUAGUGUGGCUGCCACAUUUAGUAUAUUUUUACACCGCGCUCUCGUUGCGCAGCGAUGUCCCCUCGACCCUCUUUCUUUCUCUCCGUCUCGCUCCCUCUCUCUCUCUCCCUCUCGUUUCUUCCUCCCUUCGCCGGCGUCUCUCUCUCUCUCUCUCUCUCUCUCUCUCUCUCACCCUUUCUCUCCCGCGUGUGUACCAGGUAAUUGGGUGUGAAAUGAAAUCUAACGAAAACCCUUUUAGGCGUGUGCACAGUCGCUCGGCUGUCGGCAGAGUAGCCCGGCACCCUCCUCCGCUCGCACCACCCUUCCCGUUCUCGAUACUGCACACCUACGCUUUUCCUCCUGUUCUCCAUCCGCUACCAGCGGCGAUAGGCGUCCUGUGUGUAUCACGAUCGCAGCCAGAAACAUCGGAUGUUUCGACUCGUUUCGAGUCAUCGUCAACGAUCAAAUGGUCUUGUGGAACUCGAUUCUCUGGUCUCAUAUUGUCAAUUUCGAGUUGCGAAAUUCAAAGAUUUUAAAAUAAUCAGAAACAAAAAGAGUUUAAUUUGAUUUACACGAGAAGAAAGGUGGUAAAACUGUCGAUAAAAAAAUCAAUAAUUGUGGUUAAAUUGAUAAAACAAAGGAUAAACCAUAAACAUGUUAAAUUAAAUUAUGUAAUGGUAAAACCACAAAUAAAUUCUAUUCAAUUUUAAUAAAAAAACGUCAUGAAAGCUUAGCACGUGAUCAGGCGAGCUCCGUGCGAUAGCACUUAUAAAUAUAAGAACACAAAUGAUAUUUUGGAAGUUUGUCUAGUUUGACGCUUCAAGACACAGAAAGAAAUAUGUCACGUUACAAUAAUGCUGUCGUGAAAAGAAUUGAUUCUCGAUAAAGUGAACUUUUAUCCUGUUAACGUCACAUUUAUGUCGUAAAGAAUAUUGAAAGACCUCGCGAGAGAACGGGCAUGGAGCAUCGAAAACGCUGGACGAGACACGAGAGCGAGUUUUAUGCGUGGCGAACACAAUCGACCCGCAAUGACUUUUAACGCAAUCGUGAACAUGUCUUGAACAGUAAAAGGGAAGCCGAGACUGGACGGGAGAGCGAGACCCCUGGUCAACCUGGGUUUGCUUUAUUGGCUCGUAAACGACGAGCCACGUCGAAGAGGAAGCCAGCAGCCCUUCAUGGCCGCACGUGUACAGAUACGCGUUUUACGCGUAUUUGUUUGCGGCUCUCCAAUUACGUUCGGGUUUCACGAGACGUACGUAAGAAUGGACACGUUGCAUAAUCGCACCAUCCACCGGACGGGACGGACGAGGCGAACGCAAGUGGGACAUGAAUCAUUGCGAGUGGAGUGCUUCGUUCGUCCAGAAGCUAAAUCUCCCGUUAAAUUUCAGCGGCUAUACGGACGCGUCUAUAAAUUUGCAUAACGAUCGCUGUCGCCUACGUCGUUCGCAUUGCCCGAGCAUGUAAACGGGGACUGUAGUUCGCUUAUGUUUUCAAUCGACCACUUUAAACAUGCGGAUUGAGCUGUAAAUCAUUUUCGUUUAUUGAUAAAUAUAAGUGAUCAUUUUCAUGCUGCUUCAUAAUAUUAAUUAUAUUAAUUUAUAUUUAUUAAUUGUACCUAAUUGUGUAAUUGUUAUGCAAUAAUUAUCGUGAGUUUACGAAUGUAAGUGUUUCUUUCUACGAGCUAUCAGCGGCCCACCAACAUCAAAUAGUCCAACUACCAAUUUUUUCAUAGUAUUUCGAGUAUUGUGCAAUAAUUAUGAUCAUUUUCAUGCUGCUUCAUGAUAUUAAUUAUAUUAAUUUAUAUUUAUUAAUUGUACCUAAUUGUGCAAUUGUUAUGCAAUAAUUAUCGUGAGUUUA